Messenger RNA from Hydra vulgaris (swiftwater hydra), 3151 nucleotides. The record is from RefSeq and is a predicted model, not a curated record. Lineage: Eukaryota; Metazoa; Cnidaria; Hydrozoa; Anthoathecata; Hydridae.
UUAAAAUUUGAUUGGUUUAAAAAACUUAUUUACUUUGACGGUGUUACAAGAAACAUGUUUGUUAACUUUUGAGAAAUUAGACUCUUAUUAAGAAUAUUUUGGUAUUUGUUUGGAUUUAAUUUAUUGCAAUUCAAGUUUUAAAAUGUCAAAAAGAAAAUGCAAAAGUGCAAUUUUCGAUUAUCUCAAGUCCACUUACAGCGAACUGCCUCUUUCUGAUAAUUCGACUUCUUAUCAGCUAUGUUUAAAAGGACAUGUUAUUUAUUUGUAUAUUCAAAAUGGAUUUUCAGCUACUAAAACAGAAAAAAAUAUUUUUGAAAGAUUUGGUCUUCCUACAAGUAAAAAUCAAAUUAGGCAUUUGAUAGGUUGCAGUAUCAUUAAAUAUAAAAAAACAAUAUCAAGAGAUAUGAAAAAGUUUAAAAAAAUUUGCUCAGAAGUAUUUUUUAAUUCAAUUUCUUUAACUAUUUUACCUGACAUUGAAGCUGUUACAGUGCCUACUGCAGUCUACAAUGCAUCAUUUACAUCCAGUUCUUUGGAUUGUUUAAAUUCCAUUGGACCAAUUAGCAUAGCUGAAUCAUGUGCUGAUUCCUUGUCAAACUCUGGUACUUCAUCUUUUGAUUCACAACUGUUCCCUAAGUUGAGAAAUGACCAACUAACUCCAAGAAAAAAAAGUCCUUAAACAGAGGUUAUCUAUAUUGGCAAAUGAAGUUGCCACAAAAAGUCUAAAACAUAAAAAGGAUUUAAAAACUUUGAGAGAAAAAAUUCGAUCAAAACCAUAUAGGCUUAAACAACUAAAUCAGACUAUUGCUCGAAAAGAGAUAACAAUUCGUCAACUGCGUGAGAAGUUAAAUAAAAAUUGUUCCAACUUAAAGUUAAAGCAACUUCAAAAUGCUAAUCUUUAUUUGAAAAGGCAACUAGUGUCAGCCCAGAACCAGUUAUCUUCUGUAACAGCAAUAUUAAAAAAUCAACUUGUUGACAAAAAUGUAGAGAUUCAAGUCCUGCAGAAUGAUAUGUUGAUAUUACAGGAGAAAUUAGAAUCUAUCCAGGAGACAAAACAAAAUUCAAGACAUUCCAAAAGUUACUCAACAAGUAUUAGGGCUCUAAUAUAUGACAUGCCUAUGUGUCAUGUUCCUUCUCACAGUGUGCCACUGCUACUCCAUAAAAUUGGAGAACACACAGGAUAUUGUUUCAGUGAUAUCCCACACCGCACAACCGUGGAGCAGAUGAUGCGUGAGCUAGGUGUUAUUUCAGACCUACAGACUGCUGAGAUAGCAUUGUCAACAAAAGAUCUUACUCUGGGUUUUGAUGCCACAACUCAGGAGGGUAUUCAUGUAAAUGCAGUACACAUUACAACUCAGACAAAAUGCAUGGUUGUAGCAAUUGACCAACUUGCUGUAAGUACAGCUAAUGACUAUCAGAGUCACAUUACACAGUCAAUAGAUCAUCUAGCAAAGUUAUAUAGUGACUUUUACCAGCAAAAGUACUUGGAAUUACGAAGUACUAUUAUUAGCAAUAUAAGUAACACCAUGAGCGACCGAGUUGCCACAAACCAUGCAACAGUAACUAAGUUAAACAAUUUGUGGCAAAAGUAAUUAAAUGAACUUAACUGUCAUCUUCAUCCAUUAGACACAAUAACCAGUGCUUGUAAGUCAUCGCUUAAAGCAUUGGAAACUUCACAAGGGAAUCUUUUCGGUAAAGACUGUGUUGCUGCUAACAUUGUUGUUCAGCUUAACAAACUCCGUUACGAGGAUGGUAAAGGUGACCCGAAGGAAUUUGUUAUAUUUUUGGAUAACAACAAGCUCCCUAAAGGACUACUACCUCGCUACAGGGGAAAUCGACUACACAUCCUUUUUCACACGUGUGGAGUCUUAAUUCAUUACUAUGCUCGAUUGAGAACUUUCCUGCAUUCUGGUGUGGUUUCAUGUGGAGGACUGAGAAAUAGCUUGCUCCUAGACUUCACAUCAGACACUGGUUAAUAUUUUAUAUAUACUUUAUAUAUUGGAAAUCAGAUAAUGGCUUUUAAUCUUCUAUAUGGUUUUUUUUUAAUCGCAUUUGUAUAUUCAUUUCAGGUAUAGGCGAGCUGUGUGCUAUAGGUUUAAUGGGAAAAUUAUUGACCGGUCCUUGGAUGACCAAUUUCUAUGUUGCACAAAGUGAAGUUGACUUUUUGUCUGGUGUUGAAGUGGUUAAAGGUGUUCGCAACAUUCUUAUUGAGAGUCAGAAGAAUGCUCUUUCUUUAUUAAACCGAACAACAGACUUUUUUGGUGGUUGUUUUAAUGACCCGGUGUUUGAUUUUAUUGUUAACUUUUCUCCUAGAACUGAUGAAAUUAGAGACGCAAUAGUCUGCUGUUUGAGUGCUGUUGUUAAUGUCAUUGACCGGCAAUACAAGCGACUGUUUAACUUGAAUACAACUGAUAAACUUAAAGCCCAGACAUUAUCAGCACGACUUCACAAUAUUGACUCAGAAGAACUUAUGGGUAUGUUUAGUGGUGCAAAGCAAAAAGGACCAAAUGCUACACUCUGUUUCUUAUCAGCAAAACUGCGUGCAUGCAAAAAUAAAACCACUGAGUUACUCUAUGAAAAACCUAUUGAGGUUCGAAACAAAUUGAUAUUAUGGGCCAUAUCCACUGCUAGAAAAAAGCAAUUUGCAAACAUACAAAAACAUGAGGAAUUGAAGAUAGAACUGAUUAAACGAAUGGCUGCCAAGCUUCAAAAAAAGGAGGAAAAAGAAAGAAAAAAUGUAGAAAAGAUUUUAAAAAACUGUGUACCUCAGCAAAUGCAAAUACUGUUUCCUGAUCUUGAAAAUAACGAGGCUGCAGAUAUAGAAGAUAUUCUUUUUCGUGAUGUUAUUGGACGAAAUAUCUGCCACAUGUGGUAUGAUUCUGUCACAAACACUCAGGAAAUCUACUACGGGCGAAUUCUUAGAUUAAAAAAAAAAAACAUUGGUGUAUAUAUCAUUUCUUACUGGAAACCAAAGGAGUGUGAGGACGAAGAUGCUAUUGAGUAUGAUAUGAAUAAAUAUCAACUGUCUGCAGAUAUCAUAUGUGGUGAUUUGGCGUUAUCAGAUGAUACGAGAUCAAUGCUUUAAUGAGAUAAUGCGCAUCCUUAAACUUCUUUCUAUUGGUCAGCUAAACUCUUCAAAAAAAUAAAACGGCUA